UAAUUGUUUUCUUUUUUGCGUGUGUUUAUAAAUUACCUCGAGGGCCACACCAAAUGGUCUCGCGGGCCGUAUACGGCCCAGGGGCCGGAGGUUCCCCACCCCUGCCCUAGACCAACGAGCCAUGACAAAAAGCAAUUAUUUCACCUUACCAACUUCUAACAAGUGGUGUCCACUUGUUAGAAUGCCCGAGCAGCCAUGGAGGACAAAUAGAAGAAGCAGGCAGGUUGGUGUUUUUCCACAGAAAACUGUUUUAUUUUCUCAACCACUGUGACCACAUGGCUGUCCUCCAUCACCCACACAGUAUACAACCAUGAAAACAAAGGCACUGCAUGCUUUACCUGUGAGCAGUGGCACAAGCUGAAUUGCCCAAUCUUCUUUCGGGCCAUAGGCAGACAGUGGCCAUAAUUUCAAACGUCAUAAAGUGCUCAAUAUCAUCUUCAGGAGUGAGUGGCAUUAACUUGGGGUCUCUACGGAAGUGUGGUGCUCUUCUCCCCAAUGGCGGCUCAUUCCACAGGUCGGAUCGGUCUGCUCGUAACCUGAGCUCCUCCCCGUCGUCCUCAUCAUCAUAAUCCUCCUCAUGGCGACGGCGCUCAGUUCUGUUUUCCGAUUCUUCUUUUAAAGAGCCUGUGACAGCCACCCAACAACUGUUGUGCAAUGAAAUAGUGGGCUACUAGUAAUCUCGAACCGUCAGUUUAAAAAAGAAAAAGCGAUACCGUUUCGAUAAAUAUCAAUAAUUUCGAACAUCGCGGGAAAAUUCCUUCGACUCAUUUUGAGGUUUGGGGGGAAGCCGGAAGUGACGUCAAUGCGGGAACACUUCACCGUGCGGCGAGAGAUCCAAACACGGACAAAGUGUGUUGCCAUCAGUAAGAAUGGUUCGACGAUGCGUUGUGUCUGGGUGUUCCAAUACAGCAAAUGACGAACUAAACAUCAGCAUCCAUAGCUUUCCCACAGAUGUCAAGCGUCAGCGCACAUGGGAGAAAAACGUGCAGAACACAAGGGCCAAAUGGUCUGUGAAGAACCCCCGAACGACCUACAUAUGCAGUGCCCACUUUCUGCCCGAUGAUUUCGAGGAAGGGCCUAUAUGGAUGGUUGGAAGUGGGAUAGAUGUAACGCGAAAACGGAUUCUGAAGCCGUCAGCAGUGCCUACUCUCUUUCCCACGCCGUCGCAAAUCCGUCAAGGCACCGGAGACUUUGCCACCGCCACCCCCCCCAGCAAAACGCCACAGAAGUGCCUACUUCGAGAAACGAGAGAAAACUCAGGUUUUGGAUUCUCUCCUAAAGCCACGGUUGACAGCUGAUGGUGCAUCAGCUGCACAUACUUCAACUGCAUGCAGUGAUGCAUCAGAUGAUCCCAUGCAAGAGACGCCAGGCACUAUGACCUCUGCUUGCCAAACUGAUCCAGUAAAGGAGAAGAAAAAGCCACAGAGGAGCAAAGGGGUUCAAACUAAGCCGCGAGAAAAGACAACAGGGACUCCAAUAGAGAGGAAGCUGUUCCAAGACACUGGCAGUCAAUGCAACAUCAUUCCCACCCCAAAGAAAGAGGUAUCACCUCCACCAUCAUCAUCAUCAUCUCCAUCUCCACCUUCGUCACCUGACCUUUCAUCAUCAGAAGGUGACUACCAGAGGAACAGUGAGCCGGAUAUGGAUGAGCCUGUCACACCCAUCCACAAGGAGAAGAAGUUUAUUGUCUUCAUGACUUGCCUCACGAGGUUGCUCAGCUGGUGCCACUGCCCCGACUGUGGUUCAGUUGACAUUUCCACAUGCAACAAUGUCAUUGGCUCACUCCUAGUCAUUACGUUGUCAUGUGCAUCUUGCUUCAAGAAAGUGACAUGGAACAGCCAACCCUACAUCGGCAGCACACCAGCGGGCAACAUUCUCUUGUCCGCUUCAAUUUUGUUGGCAGGUGCCACUGCAGGAAAGGUUCUGCGGGUUAUGAGAACCAUGGCAUUGGCGACCAUAUCUUCACGGACAUAUUUCCGGCACCAGAGAAGUGUUUUGUUGCCAGUUGUCCAGCGAGUAUGGAACAUGAGACAGACAUUCUUGCUUGGCACAUUUCAGGCAGAGGGAAGAGACCUGGUCCUGGGAGGUGAUGGCCGGGCCGAUAGCCCGGGACAUUGUGCAAAGUUUGGGAGUUACACCAUGUUGGAGCUGCAUGCCAAUGUAGUAAUAGAUAUUCAGCUAGUUCAGGUGGGUUACCGGUAUCUGAAUAAGUUUAUGAGCAGGGUUGAAAUCACUUGACUGAUAUAUUUUGUAUAUGCAAAACACUGAUAUUAAGUGUAUUUUUUUAAAUAUCUAUUAUUACAUUUGUUGACAUUUUUGCAAAUAAUUAGCCAAUGGUGUGGCCAAUUCAAACCAGCUGCAUUGGAUAUAU
Gymnodraco acuticeps is the source of this 2371-nucleotide messenger RNA. RefSeq lists its product as uncharacterized. The transcript is spliced from 3 exons. Lineage: Eukaryota; Metazoa; Chordata; Actinopteri; Perciformes; Bathydraconidae. The coding region runs from base 1354 to 2238 and encodes 294 amino acids. The record is from RefSeq and is a predicted model, not a curated record.